UAAAGUAAAAUAAGUUUUAGCAAUACAUUUUUACUUCCAGCGUCAUCCAUCAUGAAACUCAGCUAUUUUGAUAUAAAAGCACGUGCUCAGCCAAUUAGAUACCUGCUAGUGGACAAUGGCAUUCCAUAUGAAGAUGAACUUAUUCCUGUAUGGCGGAACGAAGAUGCCUGUGAAAAAUUUCGGAAAGGAGAAUUUAACCUAGAUGAUAUCAACAGUGGAUUGUUUCAACCAGAUUUCAGUAAAGAAUGGCUGGAGAAAAAGUCAAAGAUGCCAUAUGGACAAGUACCUGCGUUAGAAACGGAUGAUGGUCUAAAAAUUGCGCCAACGAAUGCUAUACUUCGUUAUCUUGCAAGAAAGUUUAAACUAUGUGGAUCAACUGAUGAACAAGCUACAGAGAUUGACAUGCUCUUCGAAUUUGAAAGUGAGCUCAGAGAAAGGAUGUAUAGCAUGAUCUAUUCUAACUUUUACAAUGGUAGCAGAGAAAAGCUGAGCAACAUUGUAAUGCCACGAGGACUGACGAUAUUAGAGGGAGAACUUAAGAAAAACAAGGGUGGAGUGGGAUUCCUUGUCGGAGAUGAAAUCACUUUUGUGGACUACAAAGUGGCUGAUUUGCUAGAUACGUGUAAGGCAGUUGACCCAAAAGCACUUGAUGCAUUCCCUGCAUUAAAUGGCUACUUUGAUAGAAUCAUUGCAAGACCAAAAAUUGCUGAACUAAGGGAGAAGGAGCCAUACAAAUCCAUGACCUUUGUGGGUGCAAAGUAUAUCUAAGAAAUCAUUAAGGACUAAUGUUGAAAUGAUUUCAACUGUUUUGCGCUGAAAAAUAUUCGCUAUACAAAGAUUUUUAAAAUACCAUAAUAGACUAAAUCAAUGUGGAAUUUAUCUUGAUUGCAAUCAUUAUAUAUUCAAAA
This is a messenger RNA of Owenia fusiformis, 908 nucleotides long. NCBI's taxonomy places the organism in Eukaryota, Metazoa, Annelida, Polychaeta, Sabellida, Oweniidae. The record is from the annotation of a GenBank genome assembly.